AUGAGAGACAAUGCAACGAAUGACACGGCAGUGACGCAAUUGAGAAUUAUCAAUAUAAACAAGGGUUGUGAUGCUCAUCCAGAAUUUCAUCGUGUAUCCAGUGGACUAACUGUGUCAAACAGUUUGAAUCAAGUCCGGGCCCAGGAAAAAUUCGAAGAAGAUAUCCAAGGCCUGGUUGGCCAUGGGGACGAAGGCGUAAAUUCCGAGGACGACGCUGUUACCUCAAAGGAGAUGAAGAAAAAGAUGAGGAACCAAGCGCCGAGCAACAACAACAGUUUGAUUCCAUACUUGAGCGCGCGAAAAAGUUGGAUCAAAAACUUGCGGAGGAUAUCGCAGAUCUGUUCAACGAGUAGAAGACAAAAAAGCAGAAUCGUUUCAAGGAGAUUUUCAAUAUUGAAACUCUUACUAUUUCUCAAUGCCAAGGAUGAAACAUUGACAAUGCAAAUUUCGUUCAUCAUGUAUUAAUGUUUCAACCUUGGCCUUGUGUUUUGCUGCGACAGUUUCUAUCAGCUUGACAAAUAA
This is a messenger RNA of Styela clava, 522 nucleotides long. The record is from RefSeq and is a predicted model, not a curated record. NCBI's taxonomy places the organism in Eukaryota, Metazoa, Chordata, Ascidiacea, Stolidobranchia, Styelidae.